This is a messenger RNA of Aspergillus viridinutans, 720 nucleotides long. RefSeq lists its product as uncharacterized. The transcript has a single exon. The record is from RefSeq and is a predicted model, not a curated record. NCBI's taxonomy places the organism in Eukaryota, Fungi, Ascomycota, Eurotiomycetes, Eurotiales, Aspergillaceae. Bases 1 to 720 code for a protein of 239 amino acids.
AUGGACUACUCGCGCCUCAGAAGGGACGAAGACGAGGAGUUCGUCUACGACAAAACAAGACCGCCCACCCAACCACAAGCCAGUGGUUAUCGCUCAAACGCGACUCUCCUCUCCAGCCUGGCCCUCACCAUCUCCAUAAUAACCGGCAUCUUCACCUUGAUAGCGUAUACAAACGGCCAACGCGGUCGCACCCCCCAAUCACCAGAAACCCUCUUCCGCUGCGGCACCUCCGCCGCCGAAGCCAAAGCAGCAGGAUGCCAUUUCGACCUGAUGUCCUUCUCCUGGCUCCCGUCCGCCUGCUACAACGAGGACCUGACGAACGACUUCCUCAACUACACAGACUGGAAAUGGUCGCUCGACAUCGAGGGGAGCCACCUCGUUCCGAAGGAGAAUGUCCAGCAGGGGGACUUUGAGUAUCUCUUCACAAGCUACGAGUAUCAUGUCGUGCACUGCGUGUUUAUGUGGAAGAAGACGCACCAGGCGAUUCUGGACGGCACCUUUGAUCACCUUGAUGGGUAUAUUGCAGGACUGGGACAUACAGGGCACUGUGGGGAGAUGUUGCUUGAUCGGACGACAGACUUGCAGGCCUGGGGAACGCCAGGGUGGACGAAGUUUCCAGCGUGUGGGAAGGGAGUGCUUAACCUGGAGCAUGGGUGGUAUCGGAUGCAUAAUGGGGAGAAGGCGUGGGGGAUGCCGGGUGCUGGGGGGCAUCAUCACUGA